Messenger RNA from Euleptes europaea (tarantolino), 1680 nucleotides. Its product is annotated as vomeronasal type-2 receptor 26-like. Gene Ontology annotation, cellular component: membrane. The transcript is spliced from 5 exons. The record is from RefSeq and is a predicted model, not a curated record. Gene Ontology annotation, biological process: G protein-coupled receptor signaling pathway. Gene Ontology annotation, molecular function: G protein-coupled receptor activity. The coding region runs from base 1 to 1680 and encodes 559 amino acids. NCBI's taxonomy places the organism in Eukaryota, Metazoa, Chordata, Lepidosauria, Squamata, Sphaerodactylidae.
AUGAACGAUCCCCUCCAGACACAAUUUCAGUAUUAUCAGCCAGGGGACCUCAUUGUUGGUGGGAUCACUUCUCAGUACCUCUCCAUGUCUGAGCAAGUAUCUUUUGAGGAACACCCCAAAACACAGAUAGUUGAUGAACCUAUUGCAAUGACAAAGAACUAUCAACAUGUCCUGUCCUUGGCAUUUGCAGUGAAAGAGAUCAACGAGAAUCCCAAAAUCUUGCCCAACCUCACCUUGGGGCUUCAUAUCUAUGACAGUCACUUUGAUGCAAGGAUAACUUAUCAAAACACCUUGAACCUUCUCUUUAGUCAAAAUAAGACUAUCCCCAACUAUGAAUGUGACACAAAGAGGAAUCCAGUAGCUGUCAUUGGGGGGCUUGGUUCUGAAACUUCCCUUCAGAUGGCCUCUCUUUUAGGCAUGUACAAGAUCCCACAGCUUCACCCUUUUCUAAGGAGCAUUGCAUUCAACAAUAGUGCCGGGGACAAGGUGUCUUUUAAUGAGAAUGGUGAAGUAGUAGCCGGAUUUGAUAUUGUAAAUUGGAUUGCUUCCCCAAACCAAUCCUUCAUGAGAGUGAAGAUAGGAAGGAUGGAUCCUGAAGCUCCAGAAGGCAGAGAGUUCUCCAUUAAUGAGACCAUAAUUACUUGGCACAGCAGAUUUAACCAGGUUGUGCCCCGUGCUGUGUGCAAUGAAAACUGCCAUCCAGGGUACAGCAAAGAAAAGAAAGAAGGCAUGCCAUUUUGCUGCUAUGAUUGUACUAAAUGUCCAAGAGGGAAGAUUUCAAACCAUAAAGAUAUGAAUGCUUGUUUCCAAUGCCCAGAUGCUCAGUUUUCAAACAAGGACCAAAAUGGAUGCCUUCCAAAGGGUCUCAACUUCCUCUCUUAUGAUGAGCCUUUGGGUGUCAUUUUAGCACUUCUGGCUCUGUUUCUUUCUCUGACCACAGCUGUGGUUCUAGGAAUUUUCAUCAAGCACUGGAAUACGCCUAUUGUCAAAGCCAACAAUAGGAACCUCUCCUAUUCUCUUCUUCUUGCCCUCUUGCUCUGCUUCCUCUGCUCCUUACUAUUCAUUGGCCAGCCUCAACUACUCACUUGCUGUCUACGUCAAACUGCUUUUGGUAUUGUCUUCUCAGUGGCUGUAUCUUCUGUAAUGGCCAAAACCAUCACUGUGGUUUUGGCUUUCAUGGCCACUAAACCAGGAUCCAAGAUGAGGAAAUGGUGGGGGAACUCUGUUGUUCUCUGCUGCUCCUUUACUCAAGCAAGUAUUUGCAUGGCAUGGUUAGGCACUGCCCCUCCUUUCCCAGAUGUUGACAUGCACUCAUUGGCUGAAGAAAUUAUAGUGGAAUGUAAUGAAGGAUCAACCCAGAUGUUUUAUUAUGUUCUGGGCUACAUGGGAUUUCUGGCUGUUGUCAGUUUUAUUAUGGCUUUCUUGGCAAGAAAACUGCCUGACACUUUCAACGAAGCCAAAUUCAUUACCUUCAGCAUGUUGAUCUUUUUCAGUGUUUGGCUGUCCUUUGUCCCAACCUAUCUGAGCACCAAAGGUAAAUACAUGGUGGCUGUGGAGAUCUUCUCCAUCUUGGCCUCCAGUGCUGGGCUCCUGGGCUGCAUAUUUUCUCCAAAAUGUUACAUAAUUAUCCUAAGGCCUGAACUAAAUAAUAAGGAGCAGCUAAUUAGACGGAAUUGCUAG